This is a messenger RNA of Melanotaenia boesemani (Boeseman's rainbowfish), 4020 nucleotides long. RefSeq names its product pre-B-cell leukemia homeobox interacting protein 1b (gene pbxip1b). Lineage: Eukaryota; Metazoa; Chordata; Actinopteri; Atheriniformes; Melanotaeniidae. The transcript has 11 exons. The coding region runs from base 126 to 2930 and encodes 934 amino acids. The record is from RefSeq and is a predicted model, not a curated record.
UCGGGAGGCACGUUCCAAGUUACAAGUUGGAUGGGAAAACUGAAGCGCCUGCUGUUUCUGACAUAUGCUCGGGGAUCUCAAGUAAAGUAUCCGACCACGGAGACAGGCAAAGGCUCUAGGGGGCCAUGUCUGGAGGCACCACUUCAAACAACAGCUGGACCAUCCUCACUUCUGAGGAAUCCGGCGCUGAAACCCUGAGGCCUUUUGCAGCAGGAACGGAGCAGCAUGAAGACAGCCGUACAGCUGCAACAGGUUCUGGAGAGAACAGCCAGCCUGCAAAUGGUGCAGAGUCUGCAGAAAGGCUCCCUGUGGAGGACUACCUAGUAUCAGAAGAAACAGCAGAUCAUAGUGGAGACUCAAGCGCAGAUCAACACUCUUCUGUGCCUGCUGAUGUUCCUGAAACACUCCUUCCUUCUUCUUUGGAAGCCUCUGCCACCAUGAUCCACUGCAGUGAUGAAGUCAACCCAGCAGAAAGCCUACCUGAGGGCAUGGCACAGUUUAGCCCUGAUCCUGAUUCAUCCUCCGACUCUUACACCCUCUUAACUCAAUCCCCUGAUGAGCCCCCAGCCUCACUGCUCAGAACAGAGACUCUUGGAUAUGCAGAGAUGGCACAGGGGGAAACUCUGCAUCUGCAAAAUGGGGAGGAGCUACACCUACAGGGAGAGGAGUUAGAACAGUACCCAAAGACAAGUGACUUAGAAAAGCAGACAGACUCUCGUGUGGAUGCAGAGGUCAUUGAGGAAAGGACAGUGCAGACGGGAGAGCAGGGAGAAUCAGAGGAGAGGAGGAAGAGGUCUCUCUUAGCAGCUUUGGAGCAGAUUGGAAGAAGAGAGGAGGAAGACGAAGAGGAAGAAGAAUUUCAAGUGCCACAGCGAGAAAAUGAUAGCGGGUUCUCAGUAAACAAGUGCAUCCUUGGUGCUGUUAUUCUGUUAGGUUUGGGCACCAUCUUUUUCUCAGGUGUUUUCAUGGACCUGGAUGAUGAGAGUGACUAUACCACACGGGAGCUGAAAGACACAGAGACACCUGGACAACAGGAGUGGCUUAAUCCCGACAUUCCUCCCCAUCGAGCAAAUGCUGAAGGUUCAGAGCUCUUAAAUAAGUUGGCUGAAGGGAACCAGCAGAUUUCUGUGUUACAAGCCCAACUUCAGGCACAGAAAGAAGAGCUAAAAGUGGCCAAGGGACAAGCAGCGGAGGGAUUGAAGGAGCGGCUGCACUGGGAGGAGGUGGAGAAGGAAAACAGUAGGUUGAAGACAGAGAUGGCAUCUCUCCCUUUCCUUCAGAAAGAAAACGACAGGAUGAAGAAAGAGCUGGAGUCUGUCCCGGCCCUACAGAAAGAGCUAGAAACACUGAGAUCCACUGUGACUGAAUUAAAACUCUCCUCAGCACCCAGUCAGACAGCCCAAGCACAUGUGAGAGCCUCUACAUCGCCCCCCACUGGCAAGCCAGAAGAAAACAGGCAGAGCACUGCUGGAGCUGUAGAGAAACAGACCGGGAAGCCAUGGGAUGACCAGAAAGAGAAAAAAUCUUUAAAGAGGGAUAAAUAUGAAAUUACUGACAAGAAACAAUGGAAAGAGAAAGAAAAAUCUAUAUGGAAGGAAGGAGAAAAGGAGGGUCAUAAAAAUGGUAAUAAAAAAGAAUGGAAGAAGACAAAACAUGAGCAAGAAAUGUUGGAAAAGAAGAAAGAUAAGGAAGUCAAGCAAAAGAAGCAUAGUGAUAACACAAAACAAUGGAAAGAGAAAGACUGGAAGAAAACUGGCAAAGGUGAUGAUGGAAAGUCUUGGAAGGAUACAGAAGGUGGGAGAGAGUGGGCAGAAAAGAGUGAGAGAAAACAAUGGAAGGAAGAUAGAGAAUGGAAAAAGGGGAAAAGUGACAAAAUUAAUGGAGACAAACAAUGGAGAGAUAAAGAAAUAAAGGACUGGCAGGGAGGAAAAGAUCGUGGUGAGAGGCACAAGAUCGGGGAUGAAUGGAAGGAGCAGAAGGAAUGGAAGAAAGUGAAAAAUGGCUUCAAGGAAAGUGGCAGAGAGAAGUGGGAGAGGAGAGACUGGAAUGAGAAAGGAGAGAAGAAAGACCUUGAUUGGAGGGAUAAAAACAUAAAAAAUCACGGUAAAGAGGGAAAAGGUCAGGGUGAAAGGAAGCAGCAGGAAAACAGCAAAAAUAAUCUUAAAGGAAGGUCCGGCAGAGACGAGAGGAAACACUGGAAUGAGUAUGAGUCAAAUAACAGAAAUGAAAAACAGGAUAACAAAUGGAAAAAGAAGGAUGGGAAGUUGGAUCAGUUGAAAAAGAAAGAGGAGGACUGGAGUAGAGGAGGACAGACAGAGAAACAGAAUAAUGGAGACUUGAAAAAAGAGAAAUCACGCUCAUUAAAAAAUGACAAUGAGAACAAAUUAACAGGUAACCAUCACCACAAAGAAGAGCAUCUCUAUGGAGACGGAAGCCCCCCUCACACACACCACAGACCUUCUGUGGAACAGCCUGAAUACUGGGCCCAGCAGAGAGAUCGCAUCCAGCACGAUCCCAGACCACCACAGCAGUGUGACUCCGUGGAGACCUGUGCUAAAACUGAGCGGCUGCUCCCUGUCCCCUUACCCGAGUUUGAAGCCAUCCUCCAAACCUAUCUCACCAAGGCAGAAGAGGCAGGCGUGGAUGAUUCCAAAAGAGAGGCGCUCAAAAAGCUUACCACUGAAUUCUUCAAGGACGGGAUCUUUGUGCACAACCAGCUGAGCUUUCAAGCCUUUGCUGAAGAUGUGGGAGAUAUUUUGGAAGACAUGGUUGAAGGGGUGAAUGGCGAAGACGAAGAUAGUGACAUAGAGGAUGAAAUGGAAGAGUUUAAAAGAGAAGUCAUGAAAAGGUUUUCAUUGCCAGGAGCAGGGGAGAAAGAGGAGAAAAUGAAAGGGGAAAGGAGGAAGGAGGGUGCACAAAGACGUGGCUGAUGGCGCGAUAGAAUUAAUGUGUUUAUGAAAAGCAGCUAAGAAGAGUCUGAGCAGAUAACUCAGAAGGAACCUUUUUCUUUUUGACCACAAACGCUUAAAGGUAUAUAUUUAUCACCUGUCAUUCUUUUGCAGGAUUCCAUAUCUUGUUGUGCCACUUUCAUGUAAUUGAACUUUUACCUGCACACAUGAACACACCUUCGUCUCAUAGGAAGCGUUUGCAUCUGCAUCUGCUCGUUUUUUUUUUUUUUUUUUCGUUUUUAUUUUUUCUUCAAAUGUUCAGAUAGAACCACAUAUUUAAUUUAAUAUGAUUGAGCAACUGCAGCCACUCUGAUUGUCCUCAGGUAUGAAAGUGAUUCCUCUACUUCUGCAUUCACUUCCUUUGUGCGAGAGAUUAAACCUGCAGGACUGAUUUGGAUGCUUUGACUGUGAGUUGUAGUAUUUAUAGUCUUAUUUAAACACUACACCUGUUCCUCUGUACCGUGCACUAUCUACUGCCUGCUUGUUCAGGUUAAUAUUUUUUUUUUUUUUUUUGUUAAUAUCUAGAAUACACCAUGUUUUUGUAUUGGUUGAGUCUUAAUGUUGGAUUAUCUUCAACAUCUGGUUAACCACCCAUUUUAUAGAUAAUCUCAACAUGGAUUACUGAGAACGUUUAGUAAAUGCUUCAUAUGAUUAGAGACGCUGGCACUGAUUUAAUUUCACUCUUUGUACAUUUUGCAUAAAAAAUACAUUAAUAACCUGCUGAAAUAUAUAAUUAAGUUAGAGAUUGGCAUUUUAUAGAAAAAUAAAUGUUGAGCACAUAUGAUAUUGACAUGUUGAACAUGUAUAUUUCUAUUCAGGUACAGAAUUCAUAUUGUGCACUAAGAUGUCCUUAAUUAUUGUUUGCCAAUGAAUGUAACAUUUAUUUAGGUUGAUUAGGAUUUUAUGGUACAAAUAGCAAAAUGUUUUCCAAAAUAUUCUGUUUACAUGCGGAUGAGCUGUAGGCUGCAGCAUUGUAGCUUUGUGGUAGCGUAGAGAGCUUUGAAUGUUGGGAUGUUUGCUCCUGUUACUGUCUUAAAAAUAAAAAAUUUAAUGCCUCCUUGUGAUGAAAUGA